Messenger RNA from Carcharodon carcharias (great white shark), 3637 nucleotides. It is a transcript of the gene dclk2a, whose product is annotated as doublecortin-like kinase 2a. The record is from RefSeq and is a predicted model, not a curated record. Bases 229 to 2547 code for a protein of 772 amino acids. The transcript has 17 exons. Gene Ontology annotation, molecular function: protein kinase activity; ATP binding. Gene Ontology annotation, biological process: intracellular signal transduction; protein phosphorylation. Lineage: Eukaryota; Metazoa; Chordata; Chondrichthyes; Lamniformes; Lamnidae.
UCAAGGCAACCUAUUGUUCAGUUUUUUUUAAAGGAUAAUAAUUGUUCACAUAUUUGAAAUUUAUUGCCACAAUAGAAUCAUUAGACUCACUGUGUUUAUGAUUUUGGGAAGGUAACUGGAUCAAAGCUGGCAAUCUGAAAGGGAACCGGAUUCUUAACAGCUUUAAAGGAAUAGCAGUUUUCUUUAACAUUGUUUUUAAAAUUAUAAUUUCUUAUUGCACUGUUAAUAAUGUCGCAUGAUCGGAGUAUCGAGCUGGAGCACUUUGAAGAGAGGAGCCGGGGCCACCGAUCUUCUCGGCGUGGAAGCGGCAGUGGAGGAGGAGGUGGUGCAGGAGGCGGUGGAGGAGGUAGCGGUGGAGGGGUCUCAAGCUCCCGAGGAAAUGGUUUACCGAGCCCAGCUCACAGCGCUCACUGCAGUUUCUAUCGGACCCGUACCCUGCAGGCACUCAGCCAGGAGAAAAGAGCCAAAAAGGUCCGCUUUUACCGGAAUGGAGACCGCUACUUUAAAGGGCUCGUGUAUGCCGUCUCCCCCGACAGAUUCAGGUCCUUAGAUGCUUUGCUGGUGGAACUAACUAAGUCUCUUUCGGAUAAUGUCAAUCUGUCCCAAGGAGUCAGGACCAUCUACAGCAUCGAUGGGAACAAGAAGAUCACCAGCCUGGAUGAAUUGCUGGAAGGAGAAAGCUACGUUUGUGCAUCCAAUGAGCCAUUUCGUAAAGUAGACUAUGCCAAGAAUGUCAAUCCAAACUGGUCAGUCAAUAUCAAGGCAGGAACAUCCCGCUCUCUGUCAUCACUGACAUCAAGAGGUGAAGGAAAAGAAUCCAAGGAUUUCAUUAGGCCCAAACUCGUGACAGUUAUUCGCAGUGGUGUAAAACCACGGAAAGCCGUAAGGAUUCUUCUGAACAAGAAGACAGCUCAUUCGUUCGAGCAGGUGUUAAAUGACAUUACAGAUGCCAUAAAAUUAGAUUCUGGAGCAGUUAGAAGGCUCUACACACUUGAUGGAAAGCAGAUCAUUUGCCUGCAGGAUUUUUUUGGGGACGAUGAUGUCUUUGUUGCAUGUGGUCCAGAAAAGUAUCGCUACGCCCAGGAUGACUUUUUGCUGGACAGUAGUGAGUGUCGUGUGAUGAAAUCAUCCUACUCACGCUCUGGUAGUACCUCACGACAUUCCGGAUCAAAAAGUCCUGGGCCAUCUCGGCGAAGCAGGUCUCCUGCAUCAGUUAAAAGAGGAGGUUACUACACAGCUUAUUCUCCAGUCAAAUCCCCAGUAAAUGGAACUCCAAGCAGUCAACUGUCAACACCCAAAUCUACAAAGUCAUCCAGCUCCUCCCCAACCAGCCCUGGCAGCUUGAGAGCUCACAAGAUUAUUCACCAGAUAGGUCUGUCCACCAAUGUGAAUGGAGUACCUCAGCAAACCAAUGGUAUCAGCCCUGAAGGUGUAAAUGGAAAUAGAUCCUUUUCAGCUUCAACUAUUCUUGAAAAGUAUAAAAUUGGGAAGGUGAUUGGAGAUGGGAAUUUUGCCAUAGUUAAAGAAUGUGUGGAACGAUCCAGUGGCAAGGAGUAUGCACUGAAAAUAAUCGAUAAGGCCAAAUGCAGUGGCAAGGAACACUUGAUUGAAAAUGAGGUGGCAGUGCUGCGGAGGGUUAAACAUCCCAAUAUCAUCAUGUUAAUUGAAGAGGUAGACACACCAACAGAGCUGUACCUGGUAAUGGAGUUAGUCAAGGGCGGAGACCUGUUUGAUGCCAUUACAUCAUCGACUAAGUACACCGAGCGGGAUGCCAGUGCAAUGGUGUACAACCUGGUUUCUGCACUCAAAUAUCUGCACAGCCUCAACAUUGUGCACAGGGACAUCAAGCCAGAGAACUUGUUGGUGUGUGAAUAUGUAGAUGGCACCAAGUCCUUGAAACUGGGUGACUUUGGUCUGGCGACUGUGGUGGAUGGGCCACUGUAUACAGUGUGUGGCACACCAACAUAUGUCGCUCCAGAGAUCAUCGCAGAAAGUGGGUAUGGCUUAAAGGUCGACAUUUGGGCAGCAGGCGUCAUUACGUACAUCCUCCUCUGUGGCUUCCCCCCAUUCCGCAGUGAAAACAAUGUCCAGGAGGACCUGUUUGAUCAGAUUCUUGUUGGCCGACUGGAGUUUCCAUCUCCUUACUGGGACAGCAUCACCGGCUCUGCUAAAGAAUUGAUUAGCCGAAUGUUGCAGGUGAACAUUGAGGCGCGGUACACAGCAGAGAAAGUUCUGACUCAUCCCUGGGUGGCUGAUGAUAUGGCACAAGAGCGAGACAUGCAAGUGUCAGUAACUGGCAAAUUGAGAAAGCACUUUAAUCCAGUGUCAAAGCAGAGCAACAGUACUGCGGGUGUCAGUGUUAUAAUGUAUACUGCUCUCGAUAAAGAAAGUCAGAUAUUCAGUGGUAAGCCCCACCAAGAUAUUGAAGGAGUUGGUACGGAGCAAACGUCUCAGCCCUCCCCGGCCGCGGAUGCUUCCAUGUCUGGGUCCAUGACCUUUUCCCCUAACUCACCUGAGCCAGUUGUGUCCCCUGCACCCCCUGUCUGAUACAGCCACACCUCAAGGAACUCAAAGUAUCCUGCUUUCUAGAAGCAUGGUCUUAGAAAAACCUCUGUUUAAAACAUCUAAGAUUUAAAGAGAAACCACAGCUGAAUCAAAUUUAAACAAACUUGCUUGUAAAUUAUUGAUUGUGUGUCAAAAUGUGUCUGCUGCCCUUCUGUAAGCUGAAUUGUGUUUAGCAGAUUCAGGGUUCCACAGCAGCAGCCGUGAGUGAGAUUGAAUGCUGUCAGAAAGAUUUGAAAUGGAUUUAGAUGUGUUACUGUACAGUACUCCAUUAACACUUCCACUUUUCAAAUCCUUAUCAGUUUCCAUGGUGCAACUCUCAUUUGACUGAGAUUAAGCACUGGGCUCUACAGUAAAUAGAUAAUAUCUUCUUAUGACCAGCCCAGUAUGGGAUAAAGAAGCAAGAUGCAUAGUCAGAAAUAAGUAACAACUUCUUGUUGCAAUUAAAAGUUCCUCUUUCUGAAAAGAUUUCCAAUCUCCUGUGGUGACUCCAGCAAGCUAUUGGCAGAUCCUAUGACAGAAAAAUGGUGAACACUGUUUCUCUGUGGGCUUCCAGUGAUCUUUUGCCGAAGUUAUGGCAGGAGAUCAGGAGAACUGGCACCAACUUUCAAGGCCAUCAAUUAGCUGAUUUAACUAGAGGCUGAGCUGUGCAGGGUUGCUCUUAGUUGGUGUAUUUUGUUUCUGGUGGUUAAGUGUAUUGUGCGUACUUCAUUUCUGGUGGUUCCUUGUUAAUUACUGUUCCUUAACAAGUGAGUUCUGUUGAUGGCACACCAAUAGAGAACCCCUGGUUUUAUGUUAGAAAAUCCAGUAAUUAGUUUAGUUAAUUUUAAACUGAAGUAAGUCCUCUGCUAAAGCGUCUAUUGGCUUAUAUGAUUUCCCCAAUUUGUGAAUAGCAACAGAUGUAAACCCACAGUAUUCCAAGCAUCACUACAUUAACCACUAGACCGAUGAAGAACUUUAAUUUACUCUGCAGGAGAGACGAAAAUAGCAUUUGUAAAAUCAAGCUGCUUUUUCUUCAUUCGGUCGUGGGAUGUGGGCAUCGCUGGCUAGGCCAGUAUUUAUUGCCAUUCUCUAA